Molecule: messenger RNA, 1997 nt
Organism: Halteromyces radiatus
Lineage: Eukaryota; Fungi; Mucoromycota; Mucoromycetes; Mucorales; Cunninghamellaceae
Product: acyltransferase ChoActase/COT/CPT
Exons: 8
Coding region: 1-1941 (646 amino acids)
Molecular function (GO): acyltransferase activity
Source: RefSeq, a predicted model, not a curated record
AUGCUUUCCUCCCAGGUUACCUUUGUCACGAGACAACUAGUCAAGUCCAAAAGUUUUAUACCAAGUCGACGAAGUUAUUCAGCCAAGACGUUCUCCAAUCAGGCCAUUCUUCCCAAACUACCUAUUCCAGAACUAGAAGCCACAGGGCAACGUUACAAGAAAAGUUUAAUACCUCUUCUUAGCGCCACUGAUUACCAACAUGCCUGUGCCAAAGUGGAUCAAUUUAUUCAGGGGGAUCUCGGCAAAGAAUUACAACAAAGACUAUUGCGUCUAGAUGAACAAGAAACAAAGAAGGGGUAUUCAUGGUUGGACCAAUUAUGGCUGAACAAAGGUUAUCUUGAAUAUAGAGCGCCUACGAUGAUCAAUGUCAAUUGGUGGAUGCAAGUCAAAAACUCUCCCUUAGGUUUGGUUGAACCUUCUUCUCAAGGUGUUGCUACCCUUUUCCAAUUGAACCGUGCUGCUGGCUUUGUUGUUGGUUUGGUGGAUUAUUCUAACCGUUUGAAUAAUGAACAAAUUCCUCCUGAUGUAUCUCGAUCUGGUCCUUUCUGUAUGCAUCAAUUAAAAGGCGUAUUUAGUACAACUCGAAUUGCUGCCAUGCCUAGAGAUAGAGUAGUAUCUCAGUAUCCUGCUACUGCAAAACAUAUCACAGUCAUUUAUAAGGAUCAAAUCUUCUCGGUGGAUGUCAUUGGACAACAUGGUGAAUCUGUAUCUGUACAAGGGAUUGAAAAGCAAUUGCAGCAAGUGGUGAAUCAAGUGGAUGCAACUCCAGUCGAACAACGUCAAUUACCUAUCGGUCUCUUUACAUCAGAACAACGUGAUACUUGGGCAAAUAUUCGACAAACUUUGGAAUCUAAUCCUGAAAAUGCAAAGAUAUUCAAAGAUAUUGAAACUUCUUUGUUUGCUCUCUGCUUGGAUGAUUAUAGUUCUUCUCAAGAAUUGGAUGAGGCACACCGUAACAUGUCUCAUGGUCGUUAUGCAUUUAAUCGUUGGUUUGACAAAGGUAUGCAAGUGAUUGUGGAAACAAAUGGAGCUGCUGGUAUCAAUGGUGAACAUUCUCCUGUGGAUGCGGUGGUUCCUCUUCGUGUAGUUGACGAUGUUUUAUCAAAGGAACCUAUUCAAGAUACUGGAUUAUCAUCUGUGAAUUUGGCACCUCCUCGUCAUCUGACAUGGUCCAUUGAUAACAACAAUAGCGAUAGUAUCAAGCAAGCUCUUCAAGCAGCUGAAGCCAAUUCAAAGAAAUCAAUUGAUGAUUUGGAUUGUGUCAUGUUACAUAACAGAGAUUACGGAUCAGACUUUAUGAAACGAGCCAAGAUCAGUCCCGAUAGUUGGAUGCAGAUGGUGUUCCAAUUGGCUUACUAUCGUCAUUAUGGUCAACCUUGCCCUACUUAUGAAUCAGCAUCUACUCGUAAAUUCUUAACUGGUCGUACAGAAACAGUGCGUUCUUGUAGUGAAGAAUCUGUGGCAUUUACGAAAACUUGGGAAGAUAAGGACACUACCAUGGUUGAAAAACUUGCCUCUUUGGAAAAAGCAAUAGCUAGUCAUAGUGAAUACAUGCGUGCAGCAAGCAAUGGACAAGGCGUAGAUCGUCAUCUGUUUGGACUUUAUUAUCAAAUGACUCCUGAAGAAGCACAAUCUGAACAAGCAGGUAUAUUUAGAGAUCCUAUUUACCGUGCAUCACAAUAUUGGAAACUGUCCACCUCUAACACAUCACCAGGAACUCAAGCAUGGGGAGCGUUUGGACCAGUGGUAACCGAUGGUUAUGGAAUCAAUUAUGCCAUUGACAAGGAAAUGGUACGUCUCAGCGUCUCAUCAUGUCGUCAAGCAACUGAAACAGAUUCGGCAAGUUUCCGGAAGACGAUUCAUGGUGUGAUGACCGAUUUCGCACAGGUGGCUACGGACUACAUUCUUGCUUCACCUGAAGAAACAGUGGCUGAAUCUUAGACGAUACAAUGAUUACAAUAGUUUUAGAUUUACCCCCCUUUGAUUUAGAUGAUAAC